Solanum tuberosum (potato) is the source of this 855-nucleotide messenger RNA. RefSeq names its product lipoxygenase homology domain-containing protein 1-like. Bases 95 to 646 code for a protein of 183 amino acids. Lineage: Eukaryota; Viridiplantae; Streptophyta; Magnoliopsida; Solanales; Solanaceae. The record is from RefSeq and is a predicted model, not a curated record. The transcript has 2 exons. Gene Ontology annotation, molecular function: protein binding.
CACCCUUGUGAACUUUAAUAUAUACAGUAUAAAUAAACUAUCAUAAUAUCACUCCUAUAUAUCUCAAAAGCAUUUCCCUUGAGUUCAAGUAGCCAUGGGAGUAGCACAAGCUAAUCAAAUGUGGUUCCAUCUCACGAUCAUCGUCUACUCCGUCUCCAUUUCUUCGAUUUCUAGCUCUGAAUUAAAUUGUGUAUACUCAGUUUACAUUCGAACUGGGCAAUUCUUUGCGUCUGGAACUGACUCAAAAAUUAUCUUAACUCUUUACGAUGCGGAUGGAUAUGGACUUAGAAUCAAAAACCUACAAGCGUGGGGUGGGCUUAUGGGCGAAGGUCACGACUACUUUGAAAGGGACAAUUUGGAUAUGUUUACUGGUCGUGGUCCAUGUUUGAAUGGUCCAAUCUGUAAAAUGAACUUGACUUCUGAUGGUACAGGGCAACACCCUGGAUGGUAUUGUAAUUACGUUGAAGUUACUUCUACAGCAGAGCACAAACGAUGCAACCAGAAGUUGUUUACCGUCGAGAGUUGGCUUGGUGCUGAUGUUUUUCCAGAUGGGCUAACGGCUAUUAAGAACAACUGUGGCCGUAAGUCAGAUGAGCAAUUCUCUAUUUACGAUUCUCAGUCCUAUCAUGUUGUUGAUGUAAUUUAAUUUGAGCUUAUAGUGCUUUGUUCCCCCAGGCUCAGAAUUUCUCUGUUUCUGUUUGUCUACUUUUUUCCCCUUUUCCCUUUUUCAAUUCAAAUACCUCACAUUGUGAGUAAUUUACAUGUUGAUCUGAUAUUGUAUGAUUUGUACAUGAAGGUCAAUUAGGCCAAUGGCAUGAGUGAUACAUAACUGGAAGGAUAAUUUCCCCUUCAUAA